Messenger RNA from Rubroshorea leprosula, 1625 nucleotides. The record is from the annotation of a GenBank genome assembly. Lineage: Eukaryota; Viridiplantae; Streptophyta; Magnoliopsida; Malvales; Dipterocarpaceae.
AACAAGACUGAGACGAGAAGACAGAGUACAGAAUCAAGGAGACUAGUCAUGGCAGCAACACUAGAAAAAAUAAGCAUUCUGAUGUUUCCCUGGUUAGCUCAUGGCCACAUCUCACCCUACUUGGAGUUAGCCAAGAAUCUUACCCAGAAAAACUUCCAAGUCUUUUUUUGUUCUACACCUGUUAAUUUAAAACCUAUCAGGGAAAACUAUGAGCCCAUGAGUUCAAUUCAGCUCGUAGAUCUCCAACUUCCUCCAAUGGAUCAACUCCCUCCUCAAUUUCACACCACCAAAGACCUCCCUCCCCAUCUAAUGUCCACCCUCAAAACUGCUCUUGAUAUGGCCAAGCCAGAGUUUUCCAGGAUUCUUAUGACUCUUAAGCCAGACAUUGUCAUUUUUUAUUACUUGCAGCCAUGGGCUAAGGAUGCUGCUGAGGAGCAAGGUAUUCAAGCUGUUACGUUCAUGACUGUUGGUGCUGUGAGUAGUUCUUUUUUGGUCCAUUACAGUAUCAUGGAUGAUCGAAGAAAGGAAUUUCCUUUCCAGGAGAUCAAUUUUCCGGAAACAGAACGCCGGGAAAUGAUGAAAUUCAUGCAUGAUUCUGCUAAUGGGAAAACAAAUGGAGAGAGGUACUUGGAAUCCUUUAGGAGAUCUGCCGGUUUUGUCUUGAUGAAGACAUCAAGAGAGAUUGAAGGAAAGUAUAUUGAUUAUCUCUCUGGGCUGGUACAGAAUGAGAUAGUUCCUGUUGGCCCUCUUGUUCAGGAGCCUGAAUACAAAGAUGAGGAUUCAGUGAUGAUCAUGAACUGGCUGAGUGACAAAGAACCAUCUUCGGUUGCUUAUGUUUCCUUUGGGAGUGAGUAUUUUCUUUCUAAAGAAGAGGUGGAGGAGAUAGCUCAUGGGCUGGAGCUUAGCAAGGUCAGCUUCAUCUGGGUUGUGAGGUUUCAUGGAGGAGACAGAGGCAGAACUACCAUUCAUGAUGUGCUACCGGAAGGGUUUUUGAGGAGGAUUGGGGAGAGGGGAAUGGUUUUAGAAGGAUGGGCACCUCAAGCAAAAAUCCUGAGUCAUGGGAGCAUUGGAGGGUUUGUGAGUCACUGUGGAUGGAGUUCAAUACUAGAGGGUAUGAUGUUUGGUGUUCCAAUCAUAGCCAUGCCAAUGCAGCUUGAUCAGCCUCUGAAUGCUAAAUUGGUAGUAGAAGGGUAUCUUGGAAGCCAGGUGCCAAGAAAUAAUGGAAAGUUCAAGAGAGAAGAGGUGGCAAGUGUGAUCAAUGAAGUUGUUGUGGCAAAACAAGGGGAAAAGGUAAGACUUAGAGCGAAAGAAUUGGGCAAGAAAAUGAGAGAGAAAAGAGGUGAAGAGAUUGAUUUAGUAGCAAAGAAGAUAUCACAACUUGUUAAGGAUGAAUCUAGCCAGGAUUACUAGUUGCUCUUCCUUCUAGCAAAUAGGUGAGGUUGAAAAUUGGGAAGGUUAUGAGAAUUGUAAUGAAACUUCUUUUGAAAUGCAUAACCCUUUAGUUUUUCAAAUGAUAUUUCAAGCCAUGCUAUGUUAUUGACAACCAGAAAGAUUAUUCUAGUUUUUGUUUCAGCAUUUAAGGGCAUGCUUCUUGUUUUCUUGAUUUAUAAAACAGGAAAAGAAUC